This is a messenger RNA of Spirometra erinaceieuropaei, 1490 nucleotides long. NCBI's taxonomy places the organism in Eukaryota, Metazoa, Platyhelminthes, Cestoda, Diphyllobothriidea, Diphyllobothriidae. The record is from the annotation of a GenBank genome assembly.
AUGGGCGAAAUGAGGAAGAAGGCAUCCCUCAGGAUUAAUGGCUAUCAAACUAAGGAAGAAAGGAAGAGUAAGGAUGGCAUCGUCUCACUAUUGCAUGCUGUUCUUCGGGUUUUUACAGCCCUUAGAAUGUGUAGUUGGACGGGACCUGACAUCGCUAUCUCCACGAAGACCCGUACAUACCGAGUAUCUGUCCAAUCACUCCUCCUCUGUGGGCGACUGUGCGUAACAAAAUGCUAGCGGAUAAACUGAAGGACUGUUCACAACUGUCUACUCCUGGAUAUUGUAAUAUAUCGGAAGGCCUCUCUUACACCGCCUUUAAUGAAAUAUAAUCUAGGAAGAUAAACCACCAGCACUGUAUUCUAACUCAAAACCACAAUAGGUAACGGUAUAAAAGCGGUUCUAUGUAUUCCACACGAAGUAUUACUUAAAAAAGAUAGGAAUUUCAACAUGUGGUUCAUAAUGCUUAGCUAAAAGACGACCAAUUGUUUUAUAGCAUUGAUAAGGCGAUGGAUCACAAAUACACCACAAAGCAAACUGAAUUAAGCUUAUCCGCUCACAAAUUGCUUGCCCUCCGAACACUACCGGAACUGUAAUUUGAAGCCCUGGCCCAGAUCUUCAUUGUUAUGGUCCCUCCUCUACACAAAAUGGGCAAAAUUAUUUUAGGCUUAAUGGUCCGAAGUAUUCGGAGUGCUAAAGUGCAUUAUUUCACUCUUUGUAAUAUCUACUCUAGUUAACUGCUAGAAACUGUUGUUUAUUUCAUAAGAACUACGCAGAGUGAAUCGUCUAAUUUCACAGCAAAGCGGUAGAGCCCAGCCACGAUUUACAUCCCAAGUCCGAAUGUGACAAAGUAAGCAAAGUCGACGACACUAGUCGCCCUCGGUCGCGCACGCCGCCAACACCAGGACUGGUUCGACAACAACGACGCCGUCAUCAGCCAUCUGCUCGCCGAGAAUCACCGCCUACACAAAGCAUACAUAGACCACCCGACUGAUGACAACAAAGCUGCUUUCUAUCGCAGUCGCCGCCACCUUCAGUAACGACUGCGCGAGAUGCAAAACACCUAGAAUGUUCGCAAAGCUGAGAAGAUCCAAGGCUACGCGAACCGCAACGAGUGGAAGAAGUUCUUCUUCUCCGCGAUCAAAGCUGUCUACGGUCCGCCGACGGAGGUCACUGCUCCUCUCCUCACCGCCGACGGUCGUACCCUCCUGACUGACAAGACACGAAUUCUACAGAGAUGGGCCGAGAAUUUCCGAGACGUCCUCAAUCGCCCCUCCGCCAUCUCCGACGCCGCCAUCGAGCGUUUGCCGCAAGUGGAGACCAACGUGGACCUCGACCUCCCGCCAUCUCUCCAGGAAACCAUCAGGGCCGUGCAGCAGCUCUCCAAAGGGAAAGUACCCGGAUCGGACGCAAUCCCUGCUAAGGUCUACAAGCACGGAGGUUCCCAACUGACGGAUCACCUGACUGCGCUCUUCCAUAAGAUGUGGCGCUAA